AUGCGGUCGACGGUACUUUUGCCGCUCUUUGCGUUUCUCGCGCGCCCAAUCCUCGCUACGGACGCCACUUAUUGCUCGAAACAGAAUACCGGAUCCUCUUUCAAAGCGAACUACAGCACGUUUCAGUCGGUUGGCAAUUGCCAGGACGUAUGCAAUGCUGAGUACGCCUUUGGCAUUCUCCAGAAAUUCUACUGCUGGUGCUCAAACGAUGCUCCCGGGGAUACGACCGAUGUCUCCGAUUGCAAUACCGGAUGUCCGGGUUAUCCUAACGACCCCUGUGGGAGUUUGUCCGAUAACCUUUUCGCCUAUAUUGAAAUGUCUCUCCAUGCACCAUCGACCACAAUUGGAGGAACGACCUCGACGACAUCUACAUCAUCUACAUCCCAUUCAUCCACAUCCUCCUCCUCAUCAUCCUCAUCCUCAUCCACGAUCACCACUACCUCAGCGCCAGCCGAGACAACGUCAUCCGAAAGUGUGGGCCAGAUAGUACCAAUUACGAUCCACGCCACGCCAACAUCUCAACCGACUGUUCAUCCAGACCACAAAAGCUCUGGCCUGAGUGGCGGAGGCAUUGCUGGUGUUGUCAUUGGCUGCGUUGGUGGUGUGGCCCUAAUUCUUGCUGCCGUGGGAUUCUACAUCGCAAAACGUCGCUCUCGCUCGCGGGAUACUUCAUAUGCUGGAAGUGUACAGAACAUGUUACCGGACGGACGACAAAGAUCCUCGAGUACCACUAUGCGAAUGCCAACGUUCACCGAUAAUCGUUUGAAGACGGACACGAUUCUGUUCCCCAACGGUCGCCGAGAUAGCAGUGUAUCAUUACAAGAUAACGAGGACUAUUCUCGUCCCGUCCUACGCUUGACGAAUCCCGAUUAA
Monascus purpureus is the source of this 873-nucleotide messenger RNA. NCBI's taxonomy places the organism in Eukaryota, Fungi, Ascomycota, Eurotiomycetes, Eurotiales, Aspergillaceae. The record is from the annotation of a GenBank genome assembly.